Messenger RNA from Telopea speciosissima, 2047 nucleotides. RefSeq lists its product as uncharacterized. Bases 27 to 1277 code for a protein of 416 amino acids. NCBI's taxonomy places the organism in Eukaryota, Viridiplantae, Streptophyta, Magnoliopsida, Proteales, Proteaceae. The record is from RefSeq and is a predicted model, not a curated record. The transcript has 6 exons. Gene Ontology annotation, molecular function: DNA-3-methyladenine glycosylase activity. Gene Ontology annotation, biological process: base-excision repair.
ACAUAUUAACAAUUCACAUAUACACAAUGUGCAGCUCCAAGGCUAAGACAUGCCCGCCGGUGGCGGUCGAUGCCAACCCCGUUGUCGACGGCCGUCCGGUCCUCCAGCCGACUAUUAACCGUGUUCCGACCUUGGAACGUCGUAAUUCACUCAAGAAAGUCUCCCCAAAGUCUCCUCCACCGCCACCACCCCUGCCUCCUCCGGUGACUCUUACCACCACUACUACUAGUACUAGAACCAGCAAGACUUCAGCAUCCCCUCCCAUUUCUCCCAAGUGCAACUCUCCUAGACCCCCAGUGCACAAGAGAGGGAAUGAUCCAAAUGGGCUGAACUCAAGCGUUGACAAGUCCUCAACACCCCCAAGUGCACCCAAUAAGCCUGCAACCUUAGAGAGGAAGAAAUCAAAGAAAUUCUCGGUUGGUGCAGUUUCUCCUCCUCCUCCUCCUCCUAUUGAUCAGUCUUCUUCUUCAUUGAAUUAUCCUUCUUAUUUGCUCACCGAGUCUCCCGGAAGCAUAGCUGCGGCGAGGAGAGAGCAAGUGACACUUCAACAAGCCCAGAGAAAGAUGAGAAUUGCCCAUUAUGGAAGAUCAAAGUCGGCCAAGUUUGAAGGGAAGGUGGGAAACUUUGAUUCUUCUCCAAAUACUAACAGUAGUAAUGCCACAACAGGUCGAGAGGAGAAGAGAUGUAGCUUUAUAACACCCACUUCAGAUCCUCUUUAUGUUGCUUACCAUGAUGAGGAAUGGGGAGUUCCUGUCUAUGAUGACAAGUUGCUGUUUGAACUACUAGUAUUAAGUGGAGCACAAGUUGGAUCAGAUUGGGCUUCGAUAUUAAAGAAACGCCAAGAUUUCAGGGAAGCUUUUGCAGGAUUUGAAGCAGAGAUUGUCGCCAAUUUCAGUGAAAGACAAAUGACAUCCAUAAGUGUCGAUUACUGCAUUGAUUUAACCCGAGUUCGAGGGGUUGUCGAUAAUGCUAACCGUAUUCUUGAGAUCAGAAGGGAUUUCGGAUCGUUCGAUAAGUAUAUCUGGGGAUUCAUCAAUCACAAGCCCAUAGCUACCCAAUACAAAUCAUGCCUUAAGAUCCCGGUGAAGACUUCGAAAUCAGAGAGCAUGAGCAAAGACAUGGUCAGGAGGGGUUUCAGGUCCGUUGGCCCUACCGUCGUCCACUCCUUCAUGCAAGCCGCAGGUCUCACCAAUGACCACUUGAUGACAUGUCCACGUCACCUCCAAUGCACAGCAUUAGCCACAUCCAACCGACCCACCGUGGCCCCUGCUCUAUAGAAUCAAAUGACAUAACCAAUAAUAUAACCACAGGAGCCCCAUCACAGCCCAAAUCCAUAAUGUGUUCUAAUUAUAUUUUAGUUUGAAUGGUAGUUGUAUAGUAUUAAAGGAGAUAAAAGGAGAAGAAGAAGAAAAAAGGGGUUUUAAAAAAAAGAAAACAAGAAAAAAAAAGGAGGGGUUUGUGAGUUGUGAAUUGUAAUUUGUGACUUGUGAGAUGUUUUUUAAAAGACAGUGAUGGUUCAAGGAUGGAUGGAUGGAUGGAUACAGGAGAGUGAUUAGAACUUAGAAGAAGAGAGAAAGAAAAUUAAAGGAUGGAGUGGAGUAUUAUUUAGUAUGGUGGGGGGAAACAGACAGCAUGUGCAUAUGGCAGGCAUGACAUGUGUUGGGUGUCAGAGGGGCUUUCAUUCCAUGUGAGCUGUGACCACCUCCUAUUCAUUAUUCCCUUCUCUUUAACAGGCUGUGUCCUGUGUGUGAAGGUAACCAAAGUAGGACCACCAUUCCCUUUUCCUUAUUAAGAAGGGUAAGUGUGGCCCUUGUUAUUUCCCACUACUCCAUCUUGAUUUCCUAAUUAACAUCUGUAGUUUUGUAGGGGAGGAAAUACUAAUAACAUAUCUUCCCCUGUUUCAUGGAUUUGUUGUGGAUUUUUUUUUUUCUAUUUUUCUUUUUCUCUCCUUUGGGGGGGGGGGGGGGGAGUGUUUGUUUGUAAAUUUGGCAUGUGGAUUCUGUACUGUUUGCUCACCUGAUAUACUUUUUAAAUGUUAACAGCUUAA